ACUUCCGAUGAACGUCGACGAAGACUUAAUCGUAAACGACAACAACGUUAUCGCAAAAACAAAAGAAAUGUGGAUUCAGAUGGCCCUAUGGAACUUGACCACCCAGGAGAAAAGAAGGUAUGUGUGCAAGGUGUAGUUAGUGACAUUAUGGAUGAGACUUCUGAAGAACAUCAACGAAGACUUAAUCGUGAACGACAACGGCGUUAUUGUGAAAACAAAAGAAAUGUGGAUUCAGAUGGCCCUACGGGACUUGAGCAAUUUUUAGAAAAUAACAUGUCUACCCCUGCUGAGCAAGAAGUAGUUAUUCCUCCAACUACUGUUCUUCUAAAAACAUUAAAAGCGCGUGUUUAUCCAUGGUGUUCACAAGGUUUAGACCGUCACUCUCUGGGAAGCAUGAAUCAUAGAUGUAAUUGUUGCGGGGCACUGUUGUGGAUAGAUGAAAGAAAAACAGGCACAUCUACACGAUCACCAAUUUUUACAACAUGUUGUGCCAAAGGCAAGGUUUCUCUUCCUCCUAUACCACAUCCUCUCAACGUGCUUCUUACUAGAACAGAUCCAAGUGCACGUUUAUUUAGGAAAAAUACUAGUAUAACAGGAACAAGUGGUGUUUACAGCUUUCGUGUUCAUGGAGAAAUGUAUCAUAGCAUAAGCACAAUGCUUCCUGACAAUGAAGCUCGCCCUCAAUUUGCUCAAAUAUAUGUGUAUGAUACUGAGCAUGAAUUGCAAAAUAGGAUGAAUGUAAUGCCUAAUCUUGAUCCAGUUAUUCUUGAGGGGCUUCAGCAAAUGUUACAUGCAAUUGUAGCACGAUAUUUCGUUCCAAUGGUUCAGCUCCUUGUCCAUCUCCAAUCAUAA
This is a messenger RNA of Entrophospora candida, 852 nucleotides long. The record is from the annotation of a GenBank genome assembly. NCBI's taxonomy places the organism in Eukaryota, Fungi, Glomeromycota, Glomeromycetes, Entrophosporales, Entrophosporaceae.